This is a messenger RNA of Cololabis saira (Pacific saury), 1031 nucleotides long. It is a transcript of the gene hscb, whose product is annotated as HscB mitochondrial iron-sulfur cluster cochaperone. Gene Ontology annotation, biological process: [2Fe-2S] cluster assembly; protein complex oligomerization. Lineage: Eukaryota; Metazoa; Chordata; Actinopteri; Beloniformes; Belonidae. Bases 115 to 888 code for a protein of 257 amino acids. Gene Ontology annotation, molecular function: ATPase activator activity; protein-folding chaperone binding. Gene Ontology annotation, cellular component: mitochondrion. The record is from RefSeq and is a predicted model, not a curated record. The transcript has 6 exons.
CACCGCUUCCUGCCCCCGCUGCUGCAGCUGGACAUGUUUUGAGAUCAUUCACAACAGUUCAGAUGCCGGCUUCAUCAAAACAACCAAUAUAGCCCUUUUAUUUUAAUUUCCGAAAUGUUUCGAAGUGGCUGUCUGAGGAUGACAAGCAGGUUGAGCCGCCUGUCUGUUGCAAACUGUGUGUCUACCAGCAUCCCAAAGAAGGACACACACUUUAAAUCAUCUGCAAAAGAAAAUGGAAUAUUUUACAACUUGAAUAAAGUAUUUACACCCAGGACUUGCUACACGAGCCGAGUUAAAGUGAACUGCUGGAAGUGUAAGCGGCUUCUCGACCGAGAGCCUGCGUUCUUCUGCAGCUCGUGUGAGGCGGUGCAGCCGCCGGAGGAAGAAACCAGCUUCUUCACAAUCAUGGACUGUGACUACACGUUUACUGUGGACACACACAAGCUGCAGACGAGAUACCUGCAGCUCCAGCGGUCUCUGCACCCAGACAACUUCAGCCAGAGAUCUGCGAAAGAGCAGGAGUAUUCAGAGAGCCAGUCAGCUCUUGUGAAUAAAGCAUACAGGACGCUGCUUAAGCCUUUGAGUCGUGGUCUGUACAUGCUGGAGCUGGAGGGGAUGCGUCUGGAAGAAGGCACCGACUCCGGGGCCGAUCCAAACUUCCUCAUGGAGCUGAUGGAGAUAAACGAAGCCGUCGAUGAAGCGCAGACUCCCGAAGAAGCCACCAAGAUCGGCCGGGAUACCAAAGUGAAACUUGCAGGAUUGACAGAUCAGAUCGACGCUGCCCUCCAUGAAGGGGAUCUUCAUGCUGCCAAAGCGCUUCUCGUCCAAAUGAAAUACUUUGCAAACAUUGAAGAGAAAGUGAAGGAAAAACUUUCUGACUUUAUGUAAGAUUGUCCUUUAUUUGAUGUCGCCUAAUUCAAUAUUUUACAGCCACUUUAAAAAGAAAAGUUUUUAAACAUUUGCACAAAUAAUUGUAUAUUAGCCUUGGUAAAUGUGUUAUUUUAUUAUUCAAAGAUGAAAUAAAAGCUGCA